Epithele typhae is the source of this 846-nucleotide messenger RNA. RefSeq lists its product as uncharacterized. The record is from RefSeq and is a predicted model, not a curated record. The coding region runs from base 1 to 846 and encodes 281 amino acids. Lineage: Eukaryota; Fungi; Basidiomycota; Agaricomycetes; Polyporales; Epitheliaceae. The transcript has 3 exons.
AUGGCCGGCAAAGUCGACCUCCUCAUCCUCGGCGCCGGCUGGACCUCCACCUUCCUCGCCCCGCUCUGCGCCUCCCGCGGCGUCUCCCACGCGGCGACGACGCGCACCGGCCGCGACGGCACGCUCCCGUUCGACUUCGACCCCGCCUCGGACGCGCCCGCGCCGUUCCGCGCGCUGCCCGCCGCGCGCGCGGUGCUCGUCGCGUUCCCGCUGCGCGCGCCGGGCGCGGCGGCGCGGCUCGUGCGGCUCUACCGCGCGACGCACGGGGACGCGGGGCCGGAGACGCUGUUCGUCGCGCUGGGCUCGACGGGGAUAUGGGACGGGAGCCCGACGAUGCAGCCCGACACCUUCGCGUGGACGGACCGCCACUCGCCCGUGGACCCGACGAACGCGCGCGCCGCCGCGGAAGAAGAGCUCCUCGCGCUCUCGCCCGGGACCGCGCGGACGACGGUGCUCGACCUGAGCGGGCUCUGGGGCGGCGCGCGCCAGCCGCGCAAUUGGGUCGCGCGCGUCGCGGCGAGCAAGGACGCGCUGCGGGCCAAGGGCAGCAUCCACAUGGUGCACGGGCUCGACGUCGCGCGCGCGGUGCUCGCCGUGGCCGCGCACCCGGAGCGCGCCGCGGGCCAGCGGUGGCUCCUCACGGACACGCACGUCUACGACUGGUGGGACUGGGCGGCGGGCUGGGGCUCGGAGGAGCAGCAGCGGUGGGUGCAGGAGCUCAUGGACGAGGCCGGGGUGCGCGCGCUGCCGCGGCCGCCGGAGAUGCUCGGGCGGGCGAUGGACAGCGUCGAGUUCUGGCGCACGUUCGGGCUCGCGCCUCUCAAGGGGCGGUUGGGCGAGGAUUGA